CUGAAGGGGACCUGCUGGCUUAACAUCCAAGACAAUCGCUGUGAAGUCAACAUCAAUGGUGCUACACUGAAAUCUGAAUGCUGCGCUACCUUAGGAGCAGCUUGGGGAAGCCCUUGUGAGCGAUGUGAAUUAGACACAGCUUGCUCAAGAGGAUUUGCCAGAGUGAAGGGUGUUACCUGUGAAGAUGUAAACGAGUGUGAUGUUUUCCCGGGGGUUUGUCCCAAUGGGCGGUGCAUUAACAGCAGAGGUUCAUUUCACUGCGAGUGCCCAGAGGGACUCACACUGGAUGGAACAGGGCGAGUGUGUUUAGAUAUUCGCAUGGAGCAGUGCUACCUGAAAUGGGAUGAAGACGAGUGUGUUCAGUCUGUGCCUGGCAAAUUUCGUAUGGAUGCCUGCUGCUGUGCCGUGGGGGCUGCCUGGGGCUCCGACUGCGAGGAGUGUCCUAAGCCUGGCACCAAGGAAUAUGAAGCUCUGUGCCCCAGAGGCCCUGGCUUUUCCAACAGGGGAGAUAUUCUAACUGGCAGGCCAUUUUAUAAAGAUAUCAAUGAAUGUAAAGUGUUCUCUGGUAUGUGUACGAAUGGUAAAUGCAGAAACACAAUUGGAAGUUUCAAAUGUAGAUGUAACAGUGGGUUUACUUUAGAUAUGGAGGAAAGAAACUGCACAGACAUAGAUGAGUGCCGGAUCUCCCCAGACUUAUGUGGAAGUGGUACUUGUGUCAACACUCCUGGAAGCUUUGAGUGUGAGUGCUUUGAUGGUUAUGAAAGUGGAUUUAUGAUGAUGAAGAACUGUAUGGAUAUUGAUGAAUGUGAACGCAAUCCUCUGCUGUGUAGAGGUGGCACAUGUGUGAAUACCGAAGGGAGUUUUCAGUGUGACUGUCCUUUGGGACAUGAGCUGUCACCGUCACGUGAGGAAUGCAUAGAUGUAAAUGAGUGCUUGUUAAGUGACAAUCUCUGCAGAAAUGGCAAGUGUGUGAAUAUGGUUGGAACAUACCAGUGCUCAUGUAACUCGGGGUACCAGGCCACUCCUGACAGACAAGGCUGCAUGGAUAUUGAUGAAUGUAUGAUAAUGAAUGGAGGCUGUGACACCCACUGCACUAACUCAGAAGGCAGCUAUGAGUGCAGCUGCAGUGACGGGUAUGCUCUAAUGCCAGAUGUCAGGACAUGCGCAGAUAUUGAUGAGUGUGAAAACAAUCCAGAUAUUUGUGAUGGUGGGCAGUGUACUAAUAUUCCAGGGGAAUAUCGCUGUCUCUGUUAUGAUGGAUUUAUGGCUUCUAUGGACAUGAAAACUUGUAUUGAUGUGAAUGAAUGUGAUCUGAAUUCCAACAUCUGUAUGUCUGGGGGGUGUGAAAACACUAAAGGUUCCUUCAUUUGUCACUGUCAGCUAGGAUAUUCGGUCAAGAAGGGAACCACUGGAUGCACAGAUGUGGAUGAGUGUGAGAUUGCUGCUCACAACUGUGAUAUGCAUGCCUCAUGUGUCAAUGUACCAGGAAGUUUUAAAUGUAGUUGCAGAGAAGGAUGGGUUGGAAAUGGCAUUAAAUGUAUUGAUCUUGAUGAAUGCUCCAAUGGGACCCACCAAUGCAGCGUGAAUGCUCAGUGUGUGAACACCCCGGGGUCGUACCGCUGUGCCUGCAUGGAAGGAUUCACGGGGGAUGGAUUUACUUGCUCUGAUGUUGAUGAGUGUGCAGAAAAUGUUAACCUGUGUGAAAAUGGACAGUGUUUGAAUGUCCCUGGUGCCUACCGUUGUGAGUGUGAGAUGGGGUUCACUCCCACCUUGGACAGCAGGUCAUGCCAAGAUAUCGAUGAAUGUUCCUUCCAGAACAUAUGUGUAUUUGGUACCUGUAAUAAUCUACCAGGAAUGUUUCAUUGCAUCUGUGAUGAUGGCUAUGAGCUAGAUCGAACUGGAGGAAACUGUACAGAUAUCGAUGAAUGUGCCGAUCCCAUUAAUUGUGUUAAUGGUCUUUGCGUGAAUACCCCUGGAAGGUAUGAGUGUAAUUGCCCUCCAGACUUCCAGCUGAAUCCUACUGGAGUGGGUUGUGUGGAUAACCGUGUUGGCAAUUGCUACCUGAAGUAUGGACUGCGAGGAGAUGGAAGCCUAUCAUGCAACACUGAAAUUGGAGUUGGAGUCAGUCGUUCCUCGUGCUGCUGUUCUCUGGGAAAGGCUUGGGGAAACCCCUGUGAGACGUGUCCCCCUGUAAACAGCACGGAAUAUAACACUCUCUGUCCAGGAGGAGAGGGAUUCAGACCAAAUCCCAUCACUAUUAUUUUAGAAGACAUUGAUGAAUGUCAGGAACUGCCAGGUCUCUGCCAAGGUGGAAAUUGCAUCAAUACUUUUGGCAGCUUCCAGUGUGAAUGUCCAAAAGGCUACUACCUCAGUGAAGAGACAAGGAUAUGUGAAGAUAUUGAUGAGUGUGUUGCACAUCCUGGUGUCUGUGGUCCUGGCACCUGCUACAAUACCUUGGGGAACUACACCUGCAUUUGCCCACCUGAAUAUAUGCAGGUGAACGGAGGACAUAACUGCAUGGACAUGAGGAAAAGCUUUUGCUACAGAAGCUAUAAUGGAACCUCCUGUGAGAAUGAACUGCCCUUCAAUGUGACCAAAAGAAUGUGUUGCUGUACAUACAAUGUUGGAAAAGCCUGGAACAAACCUUGUGAACCAUGUCCAACUCCAGGAACAGCUGAAUUCAAGAACAUAUGUGGGAAUAUUCCUGGGUUCACUUUUGACAUUCAUACUGGAAAAGCUGUUGACAUUGAUGAAUGUAAGGAAAUCCCAGGAAUCUGUGCAAAUGGUAUUUGCAUCAAUCAGAUUGGCAGCUUCCGCUGUGAGUGCCCCACUGGAUUCAGCUACAAUGACCUACUCUUGGUCUGUGAAGAUAUUGACGAGUGUGGCAACGGGGACAAUCUCUGUCAGAGAAAUGCAGACUGUAUCAACAGUCCAGGCAGCUUCCGCUGUGAAUGUGCUGCUGGUUUUAAACUUUCACCCAAUGGUGCUUGUGUUGAUCGCAAUGAAUGUCUGGAAAUUCCUAAUGUGUGCAGUCAUGGCUUAUGUGUGGACAUGGAAGGAAGUUACCAGUGCAUAUGUCACAAUGGUUUCAAGGCAUCUCAAGACCAGACUAUGUGCAUGGAUGUUGAUGAAUGUGAACGCCAUCCAUGCGGAAAUGGAACUUGUAAAAAUACAGUUGGAUCAUAUAACUGCCUCUGUUACCCAGGAUUUGAGUUAACUCAUAAUAAUGAUUGCAUGGAUAUCGAUGAGUGCAGUUCCUUCUUUGGUCAGGUGUGCAGAAACGGACGGUGUUUCAAUGAAAUUGGAUCCUUCAAAUGUUUAUGUAAUGAAGGAUAUGAGCUUACUCUAGAUGGCAAAAAUUGCAUUGAUACUAAUGAGUGUGUGGCACUACCUGGUUCAUGCUCUCCUGGUACCUGUCAAAAUUUGGAAGGAUCAUUCAGAUGCAUCUGUCCACCAGGAUAUGAAGUAAAAAGUGAAAGUUGUAUUGAUAUUAAUGAGUGUAAUGAGGAUCCGAACAUCUGUCUCUUUGGCUCUUGUACAAACACUCCAGGAGGUUUCCAGUGCAUCUGUCCUACAGGUUUUGUGCUGUCUGAUAAUGGACGGAGAUGUUUUGAUACUCGUCAGAGCUUCUGUUUCACUAACUUUGAGAAUGGGAAAUGCUCAGUGCCAAAGGCUUUCAACACCACAAAGGCAAAGUGUUGCUGCAGUAAAAUGCCAGGAGAAGGAUGGGGUGACCCCUGUGAGCUCUGUCCGAAGGAAGAAGAAGUUGCUUUUCAGGACCUGUGUCCCUAUGGUCAUGGAACUAUUCCUGGUAUUGAUGAUACACGUGAAGAUGUCAAUGAAUGCCUUGAGAGCCCGGGGAUUUGCUCAAAUGGUCACUGCAUCAAUACUGAUGGAUCGUUCCGCUGCGAGUGCCCUAUGGGAUACAACUUGGAUUACACUGGAGUACAUUGCAUUGAUACUGAUGAAUGUUCAAUUGGCAACCCAUGUGGAAAUGGUACAUGCAGUAACGUGAUCGGCAGUUUUGAGUGCAACUGUCAUGAAGGAUUUGAGCCAGGACCAAUGAUGAACUGUGAAGAUAUAAAUGAAUGUGCUCAGAAUCCCUUGCUUUGUGCUUUUCGUUGUAUCAACACUUACGGUUUCUAUGAAUGCACAUGUCCAGUUGGCUAUGAACUAAGAGAAGACCAAAAGAUGUGCAAAGAUCUGGAUGAGUGUGCCGAAGGUCUCCAUGACUGUGAAUCAAGAGGCAUGAUGUGCAAAAAUUUGAUUGGUACCUUCAUGUGCAUUUGUCCUCCUGGAAUGACCCGGAGACCUGAUGGAGAAGGCUGUACAGAUGAAAAUGAAUGCCGCACCAAGCCAGGUAUCUGUGAAAAUGGUCGUUGCAUGAACGUUAUCGGGAGCUACCGAUGCGAAUGUAAUGAAGGAUUCCUGUCAAGUCCAUCAGGCAUUGAGUGUAUUGAUCAUCGCCAAGGGUUUUGCUUUGCUGAAGUCUUGCAGACAAUGUGUCAGAUGGCUUCAAGCAGCCGGAAUCUUGUCACUAAAUCUGAGUGCUGCUGCGAUGGAGGCCGGGGCUGGGGGAACCAGUGUGAGCUCUGUCCUCUUCCUGGAACAACCCAAUAUAAGAAACUCUGUCCUCAUGGACCAGGCUAUGCUACAGAUGGAAGAGAUAUUGAUGAAUGUAAGGUCAUGCCAAACCCAUGUAGAAAUGGACAGUGUAUUAACACUAUGGGCUCUUUCCGAUGCUUUUGCAAAGUUGGCUACACUACUGACAUAAGCGGCACAUCUUGUAUUGACCUUGAUGAGUGCUCCCAGUCUCCUAAGCCAUGCAAUUUUAUCUGCAAGAACUCAGAAGGGAGCUAUCAGUGCUCAUGUCCUCGGGGUUACAUCCUUCAAGACGAUGGAAAAACAUGUAAAGAUCUUGAUGAAUGUCAAACCAAACAACACAAUUGUCAGUUUCUCUGUGUCAACACCCUUGGAGGCUUCACAUGCAAAUGUCCCCCUGGUUUUACACAACAUCACACAGCUUGUAUUGAUAACAAUGAAUGUGGUUCUCAGCCAUCACUUUGUGGAUCAAAAGGAAUUUGCCAAAACACCCCUGGAAGUUUUACCUGUGAAUGUCAAAGGGGAUUUUCUCUGGAUUCUACUGGAUUAGACUGUGAAGAUGUGGAUGAAUGUGAUGGAAACCAUAGAUGCCAGCAUGGCUGUCAAAACAUCCUGGGUGGAUACAGAUGUGGAUGCCCACAAGGAUAUGUUCAGCAUUACCAGUGGAAUCAAUGUGUUGAUGAAAAUGAGUGCUCCAACCCUAAUGUGUGUGGCUCUGCUUCUUGCUACAACACACUUGGAAGUUACAAGUGUGCGUGCCCAUCUGGAUUUUCUUAUGACCAAUUUUCCACUGCAUGCCAUGAUGUGAAUGAGUGUUCUUCUACCAAGAACCCCUGCAAUUAUGGUUGUUCAAACACUGAAGGUGGUUACCUUUGUGGCUGUCCACCUGGAUAUUACAGAGUUGGACAAGGCCACUGUGUCUCAGGGAUGGGAUUUAACAAAGGUCAGUACCUGCCACUGGAUGGAGAUGCUGAUGAAGAGAACGCUUUGUCCCCUGAAGCAUGUUAUGAGUGCAAAAUCAAUGGCUAUUCCAAAAAAGGAAACAGGAAGAAGAGAAGUGCUAAUGGCACUGUCAAGCAGAUCAGCUUAGAAAGUCUAGAUAUGGAUAGUCCUUUGAAGAUGAGAAUCAACAUUUCCAGGCUGGACAACAAGGAGCACCUUCUAGAACUUAUGCCAGCCAUUGAGCCUCUUACCAACCACGUGCGCUACAUUAUCUCACAUGGCAAUGACAAUGGCACCUUCCAAAUCCAUCAGAGGGAUGGACUGAGUUAUUUGCACACAGUUAAGAAGGAGUCAGUGCCUGGAACUCACAAACUGGAAAUCACUAGCGUUGCUCUGUAUAAGAAAAAGGAACUGAGGAAACUGGAAGACAGCAGUGAGGACAACUACCUCCUAGGAGAGCUUGGAGAAGCUCUCAGAAUGAUGCUGUGGAUAGACUUCUACUAGCUAUUUUCCAAACUGAGUCCAGUCCUUC
Molecule: messenger RNA, 6076 nt
Organism: Apaloderma vittatum (bar-tailed trogon)
Lineage: Eukaryota; Metazoa; Chordata; Aves; Trogoniformes; Trogonidae
Product: fibrillin-2
Exons: 45
Coding region: 319-6048 (1909 amino acids)
Molecular function (GO): calcium ion binding
Source: RefSeq, a predicted model, not a curated record